CCUGUGGCAAGUGCCUCGGCGGAUUGUAGUGAGGAAAGGAGAAGCCCAGCAAGCGUAUGCGGUUACACCUUGUACACAGAUGGCCGCGUGACUCGUAUCUUGUCUAUUAGGUACACAAAUGAACGUCUGAAGGUAUAUGCACGUAUAGGUAGGUGUACAUGAAUAUCUCGCCACAACGAAGGCUGACGGGGAAAUAUGUAAUCAAACCAACGAAAGGCAAGCAUCUUUAUGGCAGCACGUAGACAUACCGCCUGCUCCCGUAUAGACUGAGACUCGACGACUCGAGUGUGCAUUUUCAAGUUUGGAUUUACCAACAGGCAGCACCAAGGGGAAGCUACAAUUUUUAAAAGGAUAUAAUUUGAAAACGUGUCGUAUCUUGCCUAUUUUGAGGGAAUAUUGUUUUUAAACAAUUAAUGGCAAUGAAGUGUAAUUUGAAGGUCGCUUGAGCAACGUUUGAAAUAUUUUGGUUAGCUAUAGAGCUACAUGACAGGAAUAUACAUUAUAGGGCUUUAGCUAGCUUGCUAGCUGUCUGGUACCAGCUUGCCUAUAAUACAUCCGAACGGACGUCAACGAGAUGAUACAUUUAGAAUUUACCUGAGGAGAUUCACCUUUUACACUUUGAAGGAGGGAUUUAUCCAGAAAAGGAGGGAAGGGACACUAACUUCCCUCUCUCCCAGAGACUUGAAAGACUUUCCUUGGCCUGUGUUUGUGUGUAUAUAGGUUGGCUGAGGUGAAGCUUUAUUGAGGUACCCUCAGAAAGUGCAGGGGAAAGGCAAUGUACUUUAGGAGAUGGAGAGAAGGAAAGUAAGGAUCGAAAGUUAGUAUUGGUCGGGUGGAGAAAAGAAGCACUGUGCUGCUUAUCCGUUACCUCUGUAAAGACUAAAGAAAGGAGAGAAGAGAGAAGGAGGGAGUCUACUCUAGUGGCAGGGCCCAGUCGUGUAGUCACCAGAAACGCUGGAAGAACAGCAGCCAGAGAACCUAGAAGGUGGGUAAGAAGAGGACCACAAAAGAGAGGAGAGACGGGGACUGAAGGAGAACCAAAGGGUCGGAGGAGAGGACGGGGAGGAGGAGGCGGCGCAUCCCCAUGGCGACGGACCCUGGGGAACCCACAGGGACAGAGGACUCUUCGGAGAAACCUGUUGGCGCACGGGAGGAGACGGACCAGGAGAGCAGCAGGAGGGAGAGGACGCACAGCACCCCCUCAGACUUCCUCUCCUCCCAGACCCAGGAGAGGAGAACCGUACAGGGAGGGGAGACAAGAGGCGGCGGUGGAAGGGGUGGAGGGUCCGGAGAGACCAGGGACAGUAAGGAAGUGGAGCCCCUGGCGGUUAAACCCAUGUCUCUCUCCACACCCUCGUCCCCGGCUGCGACUGCGGCGGCUUCAAGGUCAGGGGGUCACGGGCCGAGACUGAGGAGAGAGAAGCGUUUCUUCAGGAAGAGUGUGGAGAUCUGUGAGGAGGACGAUGUGGUAGCGGAUCCCCCAGUUGUCUCCCACUCCGCCCCCCACCUGGACUCAGUCAUCACCCUCGGUGGCGCCCAGGCCGCUACCGCCGCCUCUGCAGCCCUGGGACAUGACACGGCCGACCACGGCCCAUCCAGCCUAAGCUCCACCCAGGACCCCGGGGCCAAGGACACCCCCUCUUCCGCCCCACCCCAGACGGGGAAGGAGCGAGACCGGGAGCAGGAGGAGGAGGCAGAGAUGAAGGCCGUGGCCACCUCGCCGGGGGGGAGGUUUCUGAAGUUUGACAUUGAGCUGGGGAGGGGUGCCUUCAAGACCGUUUAUAAAGGCCUGGACACUGAGACCUGGGUGGAGGUUGCCUGGUGCGAACUACAGGACCGUAAGCUGACCAAGGCGGAGCAGCAGCGGUUUAAGGAGGAGGCAGAGAUGCUGAAGGGCCUCCAGCACCCUAACAUUGUCCGUUUCUAUGACUCCUGGGAGUCAGUGCUGCGAGGGAAGAAGUGCAUCGUCCUGGUCACCGAACUCAUGACCUCGGGAACCCUCAAAACGUACCUGAAGCGCUUCAAGGUGAUGAAGCCCAAGGUCCUGAGGAGCUGGUGUCGUCAGAUCCUGAAGGGCCUCCAGUUCCUCCACACUAGGACCCCUCCCAUCAUCCACAGGGACCUCAAGUGUGACAACAUCUUCAUCACCGGCCCUACCGGCUCCGUCAAGAUCGGAGACCUGGGAUUGGCCACUCUCAUGAGGACCUCCUUUGCCAAAAGUGUCAUAGGUACCCCUGAGUUCAUGGCUCCAGAGAUGUACGAGGAACAUUAUGAUGAGUCUGUUGACGUCUAUGCCUUUGGGAUGUGCAUGUUGGAGAUGGCCACCUCAGAAUACCCCUACUCAGAGUGCCAGAAUGCUGCACAGAUCUACCGCAAAGUCACCAGCGGUAUAAAACCAGCCAGCUUCGAUAAAGUCAAUGACCCAGAGAUCAAAGAGAUCAUUGGGUGCUGCAUCCGCCAGGACAAGAGUCAGAGGCUGUCCAUCCGGGACCUGUUGACCCAUGCGUUCUUCGGGGAGGACACCGGGGUGCGUGUGGAGCUGGCGGAGGAAGACACGGGCUGUCAGGACUGCCUGGCCCUCAGGAUCUGGGUGGAGGAGCCAAAGAAGCUGAAGGGAAAACACAAAGACAAUGAGGCCAUCGAGUUCAGCUACGACCUGGAGAACGACAGCGCAGAGGAGGUGGCUUCGGAGAUGGUGAAGUCAGGCUUCUUCCACGAGAGCGACGCUAAGGUGGUGGGUAAAUCCAUCCGUGACCGCGUCACGCUCAUCAAGAAGUCCCGUGAGAGACGCCAGCAGCAGCUGCUCCGACAGCAGCAAGGCUUUGAUGAGAGACGGGACUCCACCCUCACCUCCUCCACCUGCUCUCACCUCUCCUCCCUGGGGCCUGGGGUGGCUGUGUUGACAGGGGGAGGUGGGGGAGGAGGAGGGCAGGGUGAGGUUGAGGAGCUUCCAGAGGUGGAUCAGCAUGUGAGGCAACAGCAGCAGAUCCACAGUGGGAAUGCUCUGAGCCUGCCCACAGGAGGUGAGAGCAUUGGCUCAGCCAGCUGUGAAUCCUAUGCCAGUGGCCAGAGCCAGGCAUACCCUCAGCAAGGGGAGUCAUACAUGCUCUCUCAACUCAGCCUCCCUGCUGCUGCCUCGGCAUUUUUGGCCCACCACGAAAUGCUCCCGAUUGGUCAGAGCGGAGGAGUUCCGAACGUGCCUACUGGUCAGAGUGGUGGGAUUUCCGCCAUGUGCAUUGGUCAAAGCAGUGGUGGGGCACCUUUUGGUCAGCAGACUUAUGUUCAGCCUGUUGCUAUGGCAACACAAGCCUCACCAGGUGUACCACAGCAGUAUUCUCAGUCAUACCAUUCGGAUGGAUCACAGAUCGCACCAAUGGCCCCUUCCCAGUCCUGUGCACCCCCAGUUUCACCCCAAGCCCAGCUUAACAUUCUUCCAGCUCCCAUAUCAGUGGGAGACCCAACAGGACUAGUGGGAGUUGGUGACAUGGAGGCCAUGGUCCCUCUCCCACAACAGACCCAGGCCAAUGUCACUCCUAACAUCAUGCAGGCCUCUGACAUCCAGAUGACACCCCAGCCUUUAACCCAGCAAGCGCAGCCUUUCAUGAUUACCCAACAGCAGACCAUUGUUCAACAACAGCAGAUACUGAUGGAGCCACAGCAGCAGCAAAUGGAGGCUCAACAAACCACCCUGCUUCAGCAGCAACAACCACACCAACAACAACAGGCCAAUGUAAUUCCCCAGAAGGCGGUACUGAUACAGCAACAUAUAGAACAACAGCAGCAGACUAUAGCAAUCCAACAGCAGCAAACUACUGAGCUUCAGCAGCAAGUGUAUGUGCAGCAAGCUUUGGUUCAGCAGCAAAUGCAACAGCAUCCUCAGCAGCAGGCCUUACCACCACAACAGCCAUCAAUGGACCAACAGCAGCAACAACAACAGGCAUUGUCAUUACAGCAAGUGGAUCAAACCCAAGCCUAUGUGCAACCACCGCUAAACGACCUACAACAGCAGCAACAACUGCAACAGCAGCAAACAUUGUUGCUACACCAACAGCACCAGAUUGAACAUCAGCAACAACAACAAGCAAUGUUACUAGAACAACAACAGCAAGUGUACAUACAACAGCAGCUUGAGCAACAGCAGCAACAGGCGUUGCUACAAAAGCAACAACAGGCACGGCUACAACAGCACCAACUGGAGCAACAGCAAGCGCUGUUACAACAGCAAAUAUUUGAGCAACAGCAGCAGCAAGCGAUGUUACAGCAGCAGCAACAAGAGCAGCAGCAAAAGCAAGCCUUAAAGCAACAGCAACAACAGGUGCAACUACAGCAACAACAGCUAGAGCAACAGCAAGCGCUGUUACAACAGCAUCAGUUUGAGCAACAGCAGCAGCAUGCGCUCCUACAGCAGCAACAACAACUGGAGGCUCACCAAGCGAGCCAGAUCCAACAACAACCGGAAAUGGAUCUACAACAGCAGCAACCACUGUAUCAACAACAGCAAGCUGUGCUGCAACAACCGACCCAACUACAACAACAGGCGGUCGUCAGUCAUCCAAUCGACUCACAGCAAGCUGUGCUACAGCAACAGUUGGAACAACAGCAAGCCCUGCUACAACAGCAACAACUUCAGCAGCAACAAGCAGUUUUACAGCAGCAGCAAUUGGAGCAACAGCAACAACAGGCACAACUGCAACAGCAGCUGGAGCUACAACAGCAGCAAGCUUUGUUACAACAACAGAUCGAGCAACAACAGCAACAGCAGGCGUUGCUACAACAACAACAAGCAGAGAGACUACACCAACAGGCUUUGCUACAACAGCAGCAGCAACAGAUUCAACAACAGCAAGAGACUGGGCAAUCGCAGCAGCAAACCGCCAAUAUUCAAUUUCAACAAAGUGAGAAACAAGAGACCACUUUGAUUCAGCAACAAUGUGAGCAGUUGCAAGCUUUGAUUCAACAGCAACAAAUUGAUGUGUGUUUGUUGCAGCAACAACAACAACAGCAAAACACUGCUAUGUUUCCACCUAGUCACACGAGCCUAACGCAGCAGCAAGUGACAGAACAACAGCAAGUAGCGCUGAUACAACAGCAGCAGCAGCAACAACAAGCUGUAUUACUGGAGCAACAACAACAAGCGUAUGUUGUCCAGCAACAACAGCAGGGCCAUCAGAGCUCUGUCAUUGAACCUCCUUCUCAGAUCCCCCUUGUUGCCCCAAACCUACCAGCAGCAGAGGUUAUACAGGCCAUGCAGGUCCAAGCUCAGAUGGCUGCCCAAGCCCAGGGUCAGGGAGCCAAACCUGUAGCCAUUCAGCCACAGAUUCCCAGCCAGGCUCCACUGGCUAUAGUGCAUGCCCAAGUCCUGGCCCAGAUUCAAGCUCAGAAUGAAGCUCACCCUCAGAGCCUGGGCCAUUUCCCAGUCCCAGUACUCCAGGCCCAGCCCCAGCCUCCACUCAAAGCCCAGCCCCAGAUGAUUGAAGUCCAGAUUCCACCUCAAGUGGUGGCCCCGAUCCAGGCACCAAGUCCUCCGAUCCCUAUCCAGUCCCAGGCUCCUAUAGUACAGGCUAUCCAUCAGAUCCCAGCUCAAAUACAGGCCCAGGCUCCAGUGCAGUCACUCAUCCAGCAGACUCCCCAGUCUCUGCAUCCAACCCAAGCUUUGAAUCCGAUUCCAGCAGUUGUUGAGACUCAGAUGAUGCCUCCUAUGAGGCAGAGUCCAGCUCUGGUCCAACCCCAACCUCCAGUCUCAAUAACCGCCAUGCACAGCCAGAUCCAACCCCAGCACGAGUCUCCAGUGCAGCCCAGUGUUCAGCUCCCAGGUCUAGCGCAGCCUCAACACCGCCCCCAUGCUCCAGCUGUACUACUGGCACCCCAGUAUGUCACUGCACCUCAGCCCACCCAGCAGCAAGCCAUACAGCCAGUCCUGCAACAACAACAUCAGGACAUCACACAACAAGUUACCCAGCAACACCAGCAGGUACUGUUGGAGCAACAGCAGUCCAUGGUGCAGUACCAGCAGAUGAUGCUGUCUCCUGGAUCUGUUGGUGUUGGAACUGUCAUGGAGGCCCCUGCCUCCACAGUCAUAGACCCUACCACCUUGGUCUCUGCUUCGCCUCAACACAUACAACAACAGACUGGGCAAGUGUAUAACCAAGGCCAGCAGGUACAGCUACAACCACAGGUACAGCUACAGCCUGUCCCACAGCCACAACAGCAGCAGCUGCAAGUAACAGGAAGCCCAGCUGUGGUGCAGCCGUUAAACCAACCCAUACCUCAGGCUCAGUCUAAAUCUAUGCUGCCUCAACCCAUUCCCAUGGAGCAAUACCAACAGCAACAGCUGGUGCAACAGGUUCCACAAGUCGUACAACAGACACUCCCACAGCAGCUUCAGUCUCAGACAGCCCCAAUUCAACAGGCUCUGCAGUCUCAGCAUCAGCAGGUCUCAAAUCCCGACCCAUGUCAACUGGGUUAUCAGCUUCCUCAGAUCCCCCCACAUCUGUUGCCCCAGCAGUCUACUGUUAACCCAGCACAGACAGCAUCCCCCAGAAACGUGCCCCAGCUCGGGUCUCAGACUAGAGCCCUACCCCUGUACAGUCAGGUAGUAGCAGGAGCAGGAGGUCUGCCACCAUCCCCCCAGCACCAAGCUCAGCUGACACAGCCAAUACCCACGCACACACACACCCAGAUGGCCAUGCAAGCUCAGGCACACACCCAGACACUGGCCCAAGCGCAGGCCCAUGCCCACACCCAGACCCAGCACGCUGAGGCUGCAUUGGCGGACUCCACCACCGAGCAACAGCCCCCUCUGAAUCCUUCCCAGGCUACUUCCUUCCCUCUUCCACAGAUGCCCCCCAGUCCUUCUCAUAUAUCGUCUCACCCCCACCCUGCCUCCCUGCCACCCCUCCAUCCUGCUAACCCUGGCCCAGAGACCCAGCCCACCCCACCAGAGAGCCAACUAACCCUGUCUGGUCUGGCUGAUGUCCCCUCGGGCCUGACCUCUCCCCCGGCUGUUGCCGCCACUGCCCAGCCCCUUGACUCUAACGCCCCCUCGCUGCUGCACCCCACCUCAACCUCACUCCAAGACUGUGACCCUGCUCUGCUGGGCAUUGCUCAGGAGAGUCCAAACCAGUCUGGCACAGAGAGACACUCCUCUUCAGGUGCUGUUUCAGCCAAUGGGGAUGGGGAUCUACAGAUGUUAGCCAAUGGAAAACUAGAGAGGAUGAAGUCUCAGAGGAGAUUGUCCUAUCGGGGGGCAGAAAAGGGAUCCCAUGCAUUUCAACUGAGUAUGAUCCAGGUGUCCGGCUCUGGUGACAACAUGGUGGAGUGUCAGCUGGAAACCCACAGCAACAAGAUGGUCACCUUUAAGUUCGACACAGAGGGAGACGCACCUGAAGACAUCGCAGAUUAUAUGGUGGAGGAGGAUUUUGUCCUUGAGUCAGAGAAAGAUACAUUUGUGGAAGAGCUGAGGUCCAUUGUCAAGAGAGCUCAGGAAAUUCUCCUCACACAUCAACAGACUGGAUCUAUGGAACAGCUGCAUGUGAGCACUCCAACAGGCACAGCAAUGGACUGGGCGCCUCAGUCGUCUCCGGUGGGCAGAUGGAGGUUCUUCAUCAACCAGACCAUCAGACACAGAGACUCCACGUCCAACCAGGGAGGAGCGUCCACCCCUCCACCUCUCUCGACCGGAGAGGUCAGGGUGCCCCAGUCUACAGACACUGACAGAGAGGGGGGGCGGAGGAUCCCAGAGAUCGGACUCCUCCUUCGCUGGAAUGGUCUCCUCUCCUCCUCCCCGCUCCACGUCCACCCUGUGUGUCCCUGCCACCGCCUCCUCCCCCCCUGCCUCCGCCUCCACCGUUUCUGCCCCUGCCUCCAUGUCUGCCCCCCCAGCCCCUGCUGCCCCUGCUCUACGAGUAGGGGCUCUAUGGUGAGCCAGGGCCGAGGACCAAGCCUGGGUGAUGUAGUAAAGGUGGCCACCCUAGGACAGUGUGUGUCUGGAGGGGACCACUCAUCCACUGGCUCAAUCCACCCACCAGUGGCUGUGGCUGCAACCGUGGCCUCUCCUCCUGUUAGCCGUGCUGGUCUGGAGCAGCAGCAACACACUCUGCCUCAGAUGCAGUGCACGGCAGCCCAGGUUCAGCCUCAGGUCCAGUUACAACAGCAACUCCAGACAGUGCAACAGGUACAGCAGCAGCAACCACUCCUAGAACAUCAGCAACAACAACAACACCUGAAGACUGUGCAACUCCAACAGGUACAGAAACAACAGCAAGAGUACCAAGAGCAGAUACAACUGCAGCAGCAGAAGCAGCAACACGCGUUGCAACAAUCUAUUCAACAGUUGCAGAUGCUGCAACAACAUCAGCAGCAGUCUGAGGUACAUUUGCAUCCCCAGCUCAGUCACACAGAGCCGUUACAACAACAGUGUAUGUCCCUGCAAUCACAGACAGAGAUGUUGCCGCUGGCACUACAACUACAGACUCAGCAAAUGCCUGUCCAAAUGCAGAACGCACAGUACAACACACAGUUACACAUGCAACAGCUACACCAGUUGCCACCACCACAGCAAAAACAACCAGUCAUUUCACAGCAACAGGCAGCGAUUGACUUGCAGCCACAGCAUCAGCAACAGUUAACUCUGCAACAAGCACUGCAUAUUCAGCAGCAACAGCAAAUGCUCCAACAGCAACAACAGCAGCAGCAGCAACAACAGCAGCUGUCAGUGAACCAACAGUAUGUCCAACAACAAUCAGUACAGCCACUAAACAUGGCGCUCGUACAACCGCAAGCUCAACAACUCCCUCUAGAACAGACACAACAACUAGUACAGCAACAGCAGCAACAACAAGUACAACAAGAGGUUAACCAUCAGCAGCAGCAGGUGCCCCAGCAGGCUCCUCCCCAGAAGCAGACGUCAUUACAACAGUCAGAGUGGAAGAGGUCUACAGAGGAGGACGGUGUGACAGAGGAUAUAGGCAGUCACUCUGCCCCUCUACAUCCCUCCUCAGACUUAUCGUUGCCCCUCAACAUUAACACAACCUCCGAUGCCCCCUUACCGCCCCUCUCCCUCACCUUGACCCCAUCCCCAGUCCAACCAUCCUCUGUGGCCGAGUCGGACAGCGAGGGCCCUCCCAAAAUCGAGUUUGUAGACAACCGCAUUAAGACUCUGGAUGAAAAGCUGAGGAACUUGUUGUAUCAGGAGUAUAGUAGUGGGGCAGCUGUGACGGGGGGAGCUGCUGUGGCUUCUACCGCAGGUGCCACCGCAGUGGGGAGAGGAGUGGGGGAGGAGGCUCCACCAGAAAGCCCGGUGGAGCAGCAGCCCGGCCCGUCUCUCUCCUCCGCCUCCCUCGCUUCCUCCCUCCUUGCCUCUCCACACGGAGACUCGGCCGGGCCCCCGCCUAUCCCUGGAGAACCCACUGUUUUUGCUGCCCCCCCUCACUCUGACACCAGUACCCCAGGAGAAGUCACUACGUGGCCUGCAAAUCUGCAACCCGUCCCCCUGGGCCCUGGAUCGCCGCCACAGCACAAUGCAGGAGGUGGAUAUUUUGGCCUAAACCUGACAUGUCCUAGUAUCAGAAAUCCCGUUAGCAAGAAAUCCUGGACUCGCAAAUUCAAAAGCUGGGCUUGCAAACUGCGCCACUCCGCCAGCUUGUUCAAGAAGCCCAGAGUCCAGCAAGACGGUCACUUUAGUGGCAGUCAGGCAGUCAGCGAGGAGAGAGAGGGGACUUCCUCCAACCCUCCCCACUCACUCAAGGGACGAUUUCAGGUCACCCCAGUGCCCCAGCCCCCUGAGGCCUCUCCCCCCAAGGAGGCAGCCUGUGGUACGGGCAGCAGCCACAGGAAUGUGGGGCGCUUCUCUGUGACCCAGACGGAGAACCAGAAAGAGGAGAAAGAACUGACGGACAGCUCCCCUGUGUCUCCUGACCUGGAGAGAGAGAGGAGGAGGACCCGAGGGAAGGAGGGAGAGAGGGAGGAGGGGAAGAGGACUCCAGCACUGAGCAACCCACCCCGAGGACAUGGUCACGGGCAUGGUCAUUCUCCCCUGGGCAGUAGUGAUGAUGAGGAGAGUGAGAUGGAGGAUGAAGACCUGAGGAAGGAGCUGCACACGCUGAGAGAGAAGCACAUCAAGGAGGUGGUGUCCCUCCACGCUCAGCAGAACAGAGAGCUCCAGGAGCUGUACAGACAGCUGCGCUCCCUCAAAGACCACCAGCAGACCCUGCCCCGCACCCCACCCUUCCCCUCCGGGUCCCCAGCCCUCUCCCCCCGCAGGCACAGGCCAGCCAAAGCCAAGCUCCGACCAAGACCCCACUCACACAUGGACAACAAUGGACUCGCUGGUCACCCCGGUAUACAACAGUCCAGUAGUUUCUCAGGGGGAGAACAGAGAAAACUGCCGCCAUACUGCAACCCAGAACAAAUCACCCUACUGACUACCAAAAGAGACCACAAUCCUCCCUCCCAGGUUGCCAGAAAGAGCAUGUUCACAGAUGACUUGCACAAACUGGUGGAUGAUUGGACGAAGGAGACAGUGGGUCCCGCCGCCCCCAAGCCCUCGCUCAAUCAGAUCAAGCAGAUUCAGCAGGUGCAGGAGUUGGGAGGGUGGCCACAGGCCACAGAGGUGGCUCCUCCUUGUUGGUUCCCUGUGGCACCACUGAACCCCCAGGCCUCCCCAGCCCCCUCCAGCCUCACUGCUCCAGCUCAGUACACCACUGGGGGGGGCCAGUGGAGUGGGGUGGUGGGACCACCAGGACCACAACAACAACAAACACACAUGCCUCCAGUCCCUCAGCUGCAUCAAAGUUUACACCUCCAGCAAGCCCAGCCUACUCACCCAUUACAGAUACAACCCCUAAUCCAGACUCAACUACUGUCUCAGUCCCUGUCUCCCGUAGAGCCACAGACAGGGCAACAACAGAUACCCCAGCAGCCCCAUUUAGGUGUAGGAACCCCACCUCCGAAUCAGAAUAAACCUCUGUUGCCUUCCCAGGUGUCCCCAUCGUCUCAGCUGGCCCUAGCUCAGCCUGGGUGUCUGAUUCCUGGGUCUAGCAACAAUGCGGUAGUGGAGCCCAUAGACACUGGCGCUGCUCCUGCUGCUCCUGCCCCCGGUGGCUCCGGGGGGACAUUGUGCUUCUGCUCCUCCUCCUGCUCCUCCUCCUGCUCUGCUGCUGCUCGACCAUCCAGUGCCAAACUUCACCCCACGCCCCCAACCUCCACUCUUCCUCUGGGACAGCAGUAAAAAGAAAAUGAGAGGGGGGAAGAGUGAGUUCGAUUAGGAUGGAACAAGGGAAGUAGAAAAAAAUAUGGAGAUGAUGGAUGUGUAAAAACCAUGUGGAAAGUUUGAGAGUAUGUAUUUUAUGAGAGGUAAUGUCUGACAAUGAGAAAAUGGACGCCAUUAUAUUUGUAAAGAUGAGAUGGUAAGUGAAUGUGAGAGAUGGUUGAGUCUAUGUAGACAGAAUAUGUACAGACAGAGGGCAAUAUGAAACUCUUGGGAGGGGGGGUCAUGAUAUUGGUGUGUUUGAGAUGUACAAAAUUAGGUAAUGUGUGUGUGUGUGUGUUUGUGUUGCCAUUGAUUUCCUCAGUACAUAUUCCUUGUGUAUUUUGACACUAAGUAACAGUCAUGUUAUUUUUAAAAUCGAACUAAGUUUGACCCAGAACUCUUCCUCCCAAGCUGAGACAUGAAGGAACAGAAAACAUUGACAUAUUUUUGUUUUGUUUUUGUCAAUGCUUACUUAUAUCGAAAAGGACUAUGAAUUUUAAGUGCAAUUAGUAACUGUCAUCUAAAUUGUAUCAUCCUGUGAUGUCCUGAUUUGUCUGUGGUGGCGUUUAACCAAAUAAUUUUGUAGAAGCACGUUGACAACAACCAACCAAACAUUUACGCAUUAACUGACAUAUUACAUGAGUAUAGCACAAAUGUUUCAACAGGCUACCAAUGAGAUAUAAAGCAGGUGCAACAACAGCAUGUUACAGUAACACCACAGAGCAUGGUAAUAGUGGUGCUACCUGGCUAUUAUCACUACCACAAUGCCACUAAGCACACUGCUGUACAGUCUAGUGCACGGGCAAGGCAUGUAUUUCGUGGAUUAUAAUUUUUUACAUUGAUAAAUAAGUGUCAAUUAGUAGAUUAAAGAAGAUUUUAAAUGACAUGUUGAGUAACAUGAUUAAAUUGUGAUCAAUAUAUGAAUAUGUUCAGU
This is a messenger RNA of Oncorhynchus gorbuscha (pink salmon), 12182 nucleotides long. RefSeq lists its product as uncharacterized. Gene Ontology annotation, biological process: negative regulation of sodium ion transport; intracellular signal transduction; monoatomic ion homeostasis. Gene Ontology annotation, molecular function: ATP binding; chloride channel inhibitor activity; potassium channel inhibitor activity. NCBI's taxonomy places the organism in Eukaryota, Metazoa, Chordata, Actinopteri, Salmoniformes, Salmonidae. The record is from RefSeq and is a predicted model, not a curated record. The transcript has 27 exons. Gene Ontology annotation, cellular component: cytosol; cytoplasm. The coding region runs from base 1085 to 11227 and encodes 3380 amino acids.